This is a messenger RNA of Salarias fasciatus (jewelled blenny), 1226 nucleotides long. RefSeq lists its product as uncharacterized. Bases 12 to 686 code for a protein of 224 amino acids. The transcript is spliced from 6 exons. NCBI's taxonomy places the organism in Eukaryota, Metazoa, Chordata, Actinopteri, Blenniiformes, Blenniidae. The record is from RefSeq and is a predicted model, not a curated record.
GCAGAUCAGACAUGCAGCACCGUGGAUGUGAAACAAUGAUUUCCCUCUGUAUGGUUGUGAUGGGCCUGGCAACAAUGGUUCUGACAAAAGGAUCCUUUGAAUGCAAUUUCUCUGAACCCAAUGAAUCUCAUCUGUGUCUUGGAGAAGAAGGACAGCCAUUGAUAUUCCAUCUGUCAAAUGUGACACAGUCUGAGAUCCGUCUAGUAAAGGAUGGCAAAUUUCAGGUCUUGAAAAGGGAGCUCUCUGGAGAAGUGAAAUCACAAGAGGGUUAUGAGUUUGAAAUCAUUGACAUGGGAACAUUCAGUCUCACCAACAGCAGGAAAAAUCACUCUGGAAAUUACAUGAUGCAAGAAUUCAAUUCUGAAGGAAAGUUACUGAAGAAAACCACCAUGAGAGUGGAAAUAUCUGCAGAAAUGACUUCAACUCCAACCUCAGUUACUGGACCCCCCGGAUCAUCAGUUCCACAUGUCAGUUCCACCUUGCCUGGACAGACUGUGGUCAUCAUAGUGAGCGCUGUCAGUCUCGUUCUUCUUAUGAUUUUCACAGUUACUCUUUCAACACUUCAGAUGAAACCAAGACAUCCUACAAUCAACAGAAGAAACUCCAAAACUGAAGUAAUCUACAGGAAUGUCAGUGAUUACCAACGCAAGAGGAAACAAGCCGAGUUCAAACCAGAGACGAAUUGAUUCUAUUUCCUCCGAAGUCUAUUUCCUCAGAUUAAUUGCAAAUUGUGACUGAAUUGUAAUUUAUUGUGUUCUGUUUAAUGUAUUUGCAUUAUUUUUAGCAUGUUUAAAACACUUAGAAAUAUUUCAUAUAAUUAUAUCUGCAAUGUUUGAUCCUGAAUACAUUCAAAUUUAAGUCAACCUGAUUUACUUCAAACAUUUCUAACAACAAAAGCUGAAUAAUCUCACGUCGCACACUGAGUAACAACUUAGUUUUUUGUGAAUAUUUACAUUUUUAAUGUUUUUAAUAGAAACUAAGCUGGGUAAAAAAAAAAGCAAAUGAUACAUUUUGUCCUCUUUCAUCUGGAAAAUUUUUUUCUGCUCUUGUUUGCAGGAGAAGGUUAAAGCUUUCAUUGUUUUUUUGCUUCAAAAUUUGAUCUUACACAAAAUGUGUUUGUGGGUGUCUUGUUUCUGUCCCUGUAAGAGAGUGAUGAAUGUCGUAUAGGCCUAUAGGCCUAAAUUAUUAGAACUAAAUAUCGCGCCUGACAUCGAAAUGAAACAUAU